Messenger RNA from Coccomyxa subellipsoidea C-169, 1146 nucleotides. RefSeq names its product Lanthionine synthetase C-like protein. The transcript has 8 exons. The coding region runs from base 1 to 1146 and encodes 381 amino acids. Gene Ontology annotation, biological process: peptide modification; carbohydrate metabolic process. The record is from RefSeq and is a predicted model, not a curated record. Gene Ontology annotation, cellular component: plasma membrane. NCBI's taxonomy places the organism in Eukaryota, Viridiplantae, Chlorophyta, Trebouxiophyceae, Coccomyxaceae.
AUGGCCCACAAACACUUCGCCAAUCACUUGUCCGACGACGCCCUCCCAGACCUGAAGAUUGCCUACUCCAAGCUUAUUUCUGCAUUGCAGGACACUCUCGUGGUACUUGAGCAGGGGCUCCAGAAGGGCAGGGGUGUCAGCGGAUCAACUGUAUAUGUUGGCUUGGCAGGCAUUGCACUCACAUACUUCCGCCUGUAUGAGUGCUGCAAGAGACUGAAGCACGCAGACUCGCCUGGGCAUGUCAAGAGCAGCAGCUUGGCAGGCGAAGAUCAUGCUGAAGUUUACCUGCAGAGAGCUGCAGCAGUGAUCAAUGCAGCAGGCACCUCGCCGAGCCUGCAGGAGCUGGGCCCUGCUGUGCUGCAGAUGCCACCUGGCGAGUGUGAAUUGCUGUAUGGGCGCAGCGGCUAUUUAUAUGCCCUCCUCUUCACUCAGAAAUAUCUGGGUUCCUCGGCCAUCCGCACUGACCUAGUGAAGGCUGUGGUGCAGCAGAUUCUGGACGAAGGGCGGCGGGGAGCGAGAAGGGUCAAGAAUACACCACUGAUGUGGGCCUGGCACAGCAAAUACUACCUUGGCGCCGCACAUGGAGUGAGCAGGAUUCUGCACACUUUGUUGCUGGCCUGCAAGAUGUACGACCCAGCUGAACUGUACCCUGGCCUGGACGUGCCAAAACUCAUAGAGCAAAGCACAGUGGCCCUGGCUGCCAGCCUCCAGGGCAACAACGGCAACCUUCCAAGCACCUGGGGCUAUGAAGACGACAGGCUUGUGCAAUGGUGUCACGGAGCGCCUGGCUUCCUCCCGCUGGUGGCAAAGGUUUACGCGCAGCACCCACAAGAGCUGCUGGCCACCGCAACCCAGAGGGCUGCAGAUGUGACUUGGACACGCGGCUUGCUUGUGAAGGGUGUGGGGCUGUGCCAUGGCAUUUCUGGCAAUGCAUACAGCCUUCUGAGCGCAUACCGCUCCGCGGGUGAUGAGCGCUACUUCAACCGCGCUGUCCAGUUUGGAGCUUCCAUGGCGGACCACUGGCGGGAGCUGCUGAAUGUCCCAGAAAGGCCUCUGUCCCUCUACGAGGGUCUUGGAGGGGCAAUCUGCUUCUGGGCGGAUGUGAUGGUACCGGCAAGGUCCACCUUCCCAGGCUAUGAGCUCUGA